Molecule: messenger RNA, 3924 nt
Organism: Linum trigynum
Lineage: Eukaryota; Viridiplantae; Streptophyta; Magnoliopsida; Malpighiales; Linaceae
Source: the annotation of a GenBank genome assembly
UAGUAACUAAAACCCCUUAUGAGCUAUGGACAGGCAAAAAGCCUAGCAUUAGGCACUUGCACAUUUGGGGUUGUCCAGCUGAGGCAAGGCCUUAUAAGCCACAUGAAGGAAAGCUAGACUCAAAGACUGUAAGUUUCUACUUUGUUGGUUAUCCGCAGUACUCUCGAGACUACAAAUUUUACAAUCCCACCUCACGAUCAUUCUUUGAAACGGGAAAUGCGAGAUUCCUUGAGGAUAUUGAGUUUUGUGGGGAAGGAAACAUAAGGAAUGUUGUCUUUGAGGAAGAACAAGUCAUUGAUAGUGAUUAGAUUAUCAUACCUAUCACUAGUCCUGACAUAGUUAUGGAACAAGACAACAAUGAAAUUCCUCCUCCUAUACCACCAGUGGAACAAAAUCAACAUCCUCAAGAAGUGCCACUUAGGAGAUCCACUAGAGAAAGAAGAAGUACGAUUCCGGAUGAUUAUGUCGUCUUUCUUCAAGAACAUGAGGAUGGCAUAGGCUUAAUGGAGGAUGAUCCUAUCAACCUCGCUCAAGCCAUGCGCAGUUCUAACUCUGAACAGUGGAAUAGUGGCAUGAAAGAAGAGAUGAAGUCCAUGUAUGACAAUGACGUUUGGGAUGUCGUUGAAUGCCCUGAAGGAGUAAUUCCGGUUGGUAAUAAAUGGAUAUUUAAAACCAAAAGGGACUCUAAGGGUAAGAUUGAGAGAUUUAGAUCACGUCUAGUCGCUCAGGGCUUUACUCAAAAGGAAGGCAUUGACUACAAAGAGACUUUCUCUCCAGUGUCUGCGAAAGACUCUUUUAGGACAAUAAUGGCACUAGUGGCUCAUUUUGAUUUGGAGCUCCAUCAGAUGGACGGAAGACUGCGUUUCUCAAUGGAGACAUUGAUGAGACGAUUUAUAUGGUUCAGCCACAAAACUUUGUUGUGGGAGAUCCAAAGAAAAUGGUCUGUAAACUUAAGAAGUCCAUCUAUGGUCUCAAACAAGCUUCCCGUCAAUGGUAUCACAAAUUUCACAAAGUUAUUAGCUCAUAUGGUUUUGAGACUAAUCUUGUUGAUGAUUGUGUAUAUCACAAGUUCAGUGGGAGUAAAUUUAUUUUCCUGGUGUUAUAUGUUGAUGACAUUCUACUCGCCAGUAGUGAUAUAGGCUUACUGCACGAAACCAAGAAAUUCCUAACAAAGAAUUUGGAAAUGAAAGAUCUUGGUGAUGCCUCUUUUGUAUUGGGUAUUGAGAUACUGAGAGAUCGCUCUCGAGGUAUUCUCAAAUUAUCACAAAAGAGCUAUAUCGAUAAUGUUUUGAGUAGAUUCAACAUGAAAGAUUGUAACCCAGCGAAUACACCAGUAGCCAAAGGAGACAAGUUCAGUCUCGCUCAAUGCCCUACAUACAAUCUAGAAAGAGCGGAAAUGCAGAAGAUUCCUUAUUCAUCUGCAAUAGGGAGUCUUAUGUAUGCUCAAGUUUGUACUCGUCCCGAUAUAGCUUUCAUAGUGGGAGUACUGGGCAGAUACUCAAAGGAUCCAGGUAUGGAUCAUUGAAAGGCAGUCAAGCGUGUGAUGCGCUAUCUAAAGAGAACAAGGGAUUACAUGCUUACUUAUCAGAGAUCAGAUAGUCUGGAGGUCAUUGGGUAUUCUGACUCUGAUUUUGCUGGAUGCCAAGAUAGCAUGCGCUCUACAUUUGGCUAUAUCUUCAUGUUGGCUGGAGGGGCUAUUUCUUGGAGGUCUGCUAAGCAGCGUCUUAUAGCUCCUUCCACCAUGGCAGCAGAGUUUAUAGCUUGUUAUGAGGCAUCUGAUCAUGGAUUGUGGCUGCGAAAUUUUGUCACGGGGCUGCGUGUGGUAAACAACAUUGAGAGGCCAUUGAAGAUUUAUUGUGACAAUAAUGCAGCAGUGUUGUACUCUAAUAACAACGGGAGUUCGACAAAGUCAAAGUUUAUCGAUAUCAAGUACCUGGUUGUUAAGGAGAGGGUUCAAAAUGGACAGAUUUCUAUAGAACAUAUUAGGACAGAGUCUAUGCUAGCUGAUCCAUUAACCAAAGGAUUACCGCCUACUGCAUUUUAUGAGCACACUGCUCAUAUGGGCGUUAUUCUGGAUGAUACCUUGGUUUAGUGAGAGUCAUUUCGAUUUGUUCUAUAGACAUUGAUUUGUGACUCUGCAGAAUAAAGUGAUUUUUGUUUUUCUUCAGUUUCUGUUUUGAACCUUAAGGUGUUUAUUCAUAUUAUGCAAUUUUCUUGCAUGAAGUGCUUUUUGAUCUCACUAAAGUUGGACCAGUUGAAAAUAGGCAUGUUCAAGAUCACAUUACAUGUAAUUUUCAUGCCACUCAUCCAUAUUUGAUCUAUGUCAUUGAGUGUAUAAAUGUGGUGAUCAUGGUAGUUUAAUCAUUAUCAUAUCAUGAUUGAAGCCACGUUGGUUCCACUGCUAUACAUGAGAUGGACAAGAUUGUUAAGGAAUAGUCAUUGUACAAAUAACAUUCGGAUGCGCGCCUAAGGAACUUUGUGAUAUAAUUAUUUGCAUAAACGAUGCAUCCCAAGUGGGAGAUUGUUGGAAAUAUAUGUUCCACGUGAUGUGGGCUGUGGUUUAUGGAUAAUUGUAUUAGUUAUUUGUUAAAGUGGGCUAAUUAUAAGUGGUCAAAUUAUGGAGCCCAAGGCUACUCAAUAUCUUAUAUGGGCCCAAUGAGUGGAAACCAAAUACUAAACCUAAUUAGGGUUUUAUGGGAACCCUAGCUAAACAUAGUAUAUAAAGAACCUAGAGGUUGUGGUCCCCAACAUACCAAGACCAAAAAUACACACAUAUUCUCCCCAUCAGGAAUACGUGAGGUUUCCCGUGAGUGGACUAAGGAGGCUUGGUUGAGGAAGGCCACUAAACUUCCCAGAUCGUGCUUCUAAGGUAUCGUCCGGUUAAAGAUCGUUCUACAGAUUCCGCAUCAAGCUCACGACGAUCUACCAUCAUGAAUCCAGGUAUUUAGAUCUAUUCGCCUUUGAUAAUCUGACAAGAUGUAUUCUGGGGAAUUACAUAGGCUAAAGUUUAAUUCUAACAUCGGGAGGUUCUAGUAAUUGGAGAUGAGCCUGUGGAGGUGUUUCCUUGCGAAACCAAAUACCACCGUCAGUGCCGAAUUUGUUUCCGGCGAUGUUGAUUUUAAUGCUUCGUGGUGGAAACUCUUGCGGUGCCGUUUGAUCAGAUGCACAACUGAUUGUUGAAAUCGACGAGACCGUCAAAUAUCCACCGGGCGGUGUUGAUUUGAUCUGUGCAACUGACUUCUGAAAAUGAUGUCGUUCGUCAAAUAUCCACCGCCGUGCGAUGUUGAUUUGAUCGAUGCACCUCUGAAUGGUGAAAUCAACGUGACCGUCAAAUAUCCACCGCCGGGCGAUGUUGAUUUGAUCGAUGCACCUCUGACUUCUAACCAACGCGACCGUUACUGCGGUUUGCACCUCUCCAAACUACGUUCGAACGAGGGUGUUUGAGUUUUUUGGGCAAUCUACGUUAAAACUACUCCUAUGGAGAUUCCUGUGGAGAGCACCGCGACUACGACUACUGCUACAACUAUGGAGAUCCUUCCUGGAAGGAGUUACAGUGAAAAAAGGUAAAGUUUGACAGAUGUUUUUCUGUGUUGUUUUUGGUUGUCCUUUUCUCUCUCCUUGCUCCAUUGCUUUUAUUCCAAAAACAUCUUCGUAGUCUUCACGCUCGGUGAAACCGCUUCCUCAACUGCUCCGUUGUGAACUCCCACGUGUCUCAACCAUCUUGAUCUACUCCUCGCUCUGGUAGGCGCGAAUCUCACGUGAUGUCGUUUUAUUCCUCAAACAGCUCUGUCUACUUUUUUUCUCCGCGACAUUGUUUUAUAUUAAACACUGUCGUUUUAUACUCCGCGGUGUUGUUUUCUCAUGCGACGGCGUUUUUAGUCAAACGACACCGUCUAAAAUAAUCAUUAAACAAAUUAAUUAAUU